UAAUUUAUUCGCAGUAUCUAUUUGCAAAUCUUGAAGAAGACACAGUGUAAGAAUGAAGACUGCAAUUCUCCUUCUAUGUUUUGCAACACUAGGCCUGUGCGACGAUGUAAUAUUGCGGGCAGCGUCCAGAGAAGUAAACUGCCAUUGUCAGUGCUCUCCUCUAACCUUUAGGGACAAAUACGGUAGAAUCAACGGCAACUGUAAAGCAGCAGAUGAGACGGGAGCGAAGUGGUGCUAUGUUGACACCAGAUACUCGCGGUGCAGUGAUCUGAGUAAAUCUGAUAGAUAUCGGAAAUACUGGUCGUAUGAGGCAUGCGCCACUCCUGAGCUAGGAAGCUAUCAAUGCAGAGGAUCCAGUGGAGGAUACUCUGCAGGUUCAAACGGAGGCUUUAACACGGGAUCAAAUGGAGGCUUUAACUCUGGAUCAAAUGGAGGCUUUAACUCUGGAUCAAAUGGAGGCCAUCAUUCUGGAUCAAACGGAGGCUUCAACUCUGGAUCAAAUGGAGGCUUCAGCUCUGGAUCAAAUGGAGGCUUUAACUCUGGAUUAAAUGGAGGCUUUAACUCUGGAUCAAAUGGAGGUUAUGGCCAAGGAUCAAGUUUAACUCUUGAACAGAUUCUCCAAGCUAGAUCUAAAGAUAGCAAAGUGUAGUUCAACCUGAUAAUGAGCAUUACUCUUUGAGGUUUUUUUCCCAGAAAAAGACCUCAAAGUGAUGGAAUAAAGUUACUAAUAUCAACCUAAAUAUGUGAUAAAACUAUUAUUAAUCAAUUAAAUUUCAUUUACAGAAAUAUUUACGUAAAAUAAAUAUCAUAAACAUAUAAAAAUUA
This is a messenger RNA of Eurytemora carolleeae, 825 nucleotides long. Its product is annotated as keratin, type I cytoskeletal 9. The record is from RefSeq and is a predicted model, not a curated record. The transcript has 2 exons. NCBI's taxonomy places the organism in Eukaryota, Metazoa, Arthropoda, Copepoda, Calanoida, Temoridae. Bases 53 to 649 code for a protein of 198 amino acids.